Messenger RNA from Paramecium octaurelia, 2024 nucleotides. The record is from the annotation of a GenBank genome assembly. NCBI's taxonomy places the organism in Eukaryota, Ciliophora, Oligohymenophorea, Peniculida, Parameciidae.
AUGUAACCAUUAUUCAAACAAAGGAAACCAGCUAAUCUGAUCAUCCAAUCCUCUGAAGAGGACAAAAUUGUCUAACAAUAAGUAAAAUUAUUCAUCUACUAUGCAGAUCUAAGAAUUAGACACUUUUGAAGAAUUCUGUAGCAACAUACCAGAUGUUGAAAACCAAGAACUCAAUUUUACUAAGGAAUCCAAAUCCUUUAGUUCUCAACCACUCAAUUUGCAAGAAUCUCAAGAAUUUCAAUACAAUCCAAAAUUUAGUGAUCAAAAAUAAGAUGAAAUUUAAGAGUCUCAUCCUAUACAAUAUAUUGAAUUUGAAGAGUUUCAUCCCCAAAGCAUCAAUUCUGGCUAAUCUGAAUCCAAUUAUUAAAGAAUCGAUUCUCACCCAAGUCCUAAAGACAUUAUGUAAGAGCCUCCAGCUCCUUAAAAUAAGAACUUGACUAAAUUUAGCUUUCCUCAAAAAGGUGGUUGUUUCAGCAGUUGUAACAAAUUCAAAAUUAAAUUGUUUAGUGAAAAAGUAACUUUGCGUUGAAUAACCUAUAACCAUUAAUCAUGGAAAUCAGAGUGAGUUUGAAGAAACACUUGUUAAACAGCAUAACAACUAAACCAUUCCCAAAAGUGUUUAAGAUGAUUUGAUUAAACAAAUUAAGGAAUUAAAUGAUUAGAAAAAUGCUAUUGAAACAUCUUUGUAAACUUAGAUCUAAUCACUUUAAAAUUAAAAUCAAAAAUUAGAAUAAGAAUUACUUCUACAGAAAUAAAAGAAUUGCUCUCUUGUCUAAGAAAAUAUGCUAUUACAAUCCAAAAUUUAAAUUUUAGAAUAAAAAAAAAGCGCUGAUCUAAAUAACAUCACAGACUUUUCCAAUGAUUUGUUACCUCAUAAAUUGUCUAUGAAUGAUAAAUUAGUAUAUUUGUUACAAAAAUUGAACUUAAAAACAUCAGAAAAUGCAAAACUUCAAUAUGAAAUUUUGAAAUUGCAAAAUAACGUAUGUAUCUAUGACAUCUAUUCUAUUAAUAGAUUGAAAUCUUAGAAACGCAAAAGUAUUUGCAAAUCAAUCCAAAUUUACUACUAGACACUCAUAAAUUAUAGCAAAGUCAUUCUCCUCUGCUCCAACCAUAAUCAUAAAAUAGAGGGCAAUCCCUUAGUAAAGACAGUAGAACCAGUCUCUUAAAUUCAUAAAAAUAUCCUCUCAAUUUAUCCCUUAAUUAUGUUUACUAAGGAGAGAGAAGACAAGAAGUCUUUAUCAAUAAUAAGAAUCGAAUUAUAUCUCCUUUGGCUCAUUAUAGUUCAGUUGGUGAAUAACAAUAGCUUUAAUUAACAAACCUCUAAAAGAAUAAAGUUUAUAAGGAGGAUGUGAAUUAUAAUAAUAAAAUGCAGUAAGAUAUUAUUCAUAGAAAUAGCACUAAAAACAGCACUUCAGUUGGGGAAUUAAUAUCGUUUAAAUAGGACUUAACUAACUGUUCGAAUAUGAUCAAUAAAGCUUUAAGAAAAGAAUCCUAUUCUACAUAAUCUCCAGAUGGCAAAGUUACCCAAAAAUUCAAACAAACCUUAAAUUCAAAAAUAGGGACCUAAUAAGAAAACUCAAAGUCUUAUGCUAGUCUCUUAUUUUCUCUCGGGGAAAAGCAGAAAGAUGUAAGACAAAUGUCUCCAAAAGGGGGCAAUAAGAAAUCAAAAUAGUAAUAUCUAAAUUAAGCUAUUGUAGAUUAUUUGGAUUCAUUAUGUAGCCCCAUCCAAAUUCAAGAAAAUAAUCAGAAAUUUUGAAAUCAGAGGAAUCUCAUAAAAUGAGCCAGGAAUAGCUUAAGAUGUCAGAUAAGUAUUGAUAUUUGUAAAAUAGAAAAAAUACAUUACAAACUAGUAUUGACAUAUUUUAAAUAAUGAGGGAUAUGAGAGAUAAAAAAAUUGGGGGUAUAUAUUUAAUUUGAAAUUAGUCUCGACAAAAUAAAGUUCAAAAAAAGGAUAAGCUGCCACAAGUAGAUAAUUGAUCACUGAAAUCAAAAGUAGCAGAACCAAUAAACCAAGUUUUGAUUGA